AUGGCUGAUAUCGAUGUUGAAGCCGUCUUGAAACAGCUCACCCUGGCCGAGAAAGUCGACCUGCUGGCAGGCAUCGACUUCUGGCACACAAAGGCUCUCCCCAAGCAUGGAGUCCCCUCCCUCCGCUUCACAGACGGCCCCAACGGCGUAAGAGGAACCAAGUUCUUCAAUGGCGUCCCUGCAGCCUGCUUCCCUUGCGGCACGUCGCUCGGUUCCACAUUCAACCAGACGCUGCUCGAAGAGGCAGGUAAAAUGAUGGGCAAAGAGGCCAUCGCCAAGAGUGCGCAUGUGAUCCUCGGCCCGACUAUCAACAUGCAACGCUCCCCUCUCGGCGGACGUGGCUUCGAGUCGAUAGGCGAAGAUCCGUUCCUGGCAGGCUUGGGAGCGGCGGCUCUCAUUCGCGGUAUUCAGAGCACCGGAGUGCAGGCCACCAUCAAGCACUUCCUGUGCAAUGAUCAAGAGGACAGGCGCAUGACGGUGCAGAGCAUCGUCACGGAGCGGGCUCUCCGUGAGAUCUACGCGCUUCCAUUCCAGCUUGCUGUGCGAGACUCCCAGCCGGGUGCGUUUAUGACGGCGUACAAUGGCAUCAACGGCGUGCCGUGCAGCGAAAACCCGAAAUACCUCGAUGGGAUGCUUCGAAAGGAAUGGGGCUGGGAUGGCCUGGUCAUGAGCGACUGGUACGGAACAUACAGCACCACCGCUGCCGCCGUGGCGGGCCUCGACAUCGAGAUGCCCGGACCUCCACGCUUCCGAGGGGAAACACUCAAAUUCAACGUCUCUAACGGAAAGCCCUUUGUCCACGUCAUUGACCAGCGGGCCAGGGAGGUUCUGAAGUUUGUGAAGAAGUGCGCUGCUUCCGGGGUGACGGAGAACGGCCCCGAGACGACAGUCAACAACACCCCUGAGACGACGGCCCUCCUCCGAAAGAUUGGUAACGAAGGCAUCGUGCUGCUCAAGAACGACAACAACGUCCUGCCCCUGAGCAAGAGCAAGAAGACGUUGAUCAUCGGUCCCAACGCCAAGCAGGCCACCUACCACGGCGGAGGCUCUGCUGCUCUUCGGGCCUACUACGCAGUCACCCCCUUUGACGGCCUCAGCAAGCAGCUCUCGACGCCGCCGUCAUACACCGUCGGCGCCUACACCCACCGCUUCCUCCCUAUUCUGGGCGAGCAGUGCCUCACACCCGACGGCGGCGGCCAGGGCAUGCGCUGGAGGGUCUUCAACCAGCCCCCAGGCACCCCCGGCCGCGAGCACAUCGACGAGCUCUUCUUCACCAAGACGGAAAUGCACCUGGUGGACUACUACCACCCCAAGGCGGCCGACACAUGGUACGCCGACAUGGAGGGCACGUACACGGCCGACGAGGAUUGCACGUACGAGCUCGGCCUCGUCGUCUGCGGCACGGCAAAGGCCUACGUGGACGACCAGCUCGUCGUCGACAACGCCACCAAACAGGUCCCCGGCGACGCCUUCUUUGGCUCUGCCACCCGCGAAGAGACGGGCCGCGUCAAGCUCGUCAAGGGUAAGACGUACAAGUUCAAGAUCGAGUUCGGCUCCGCGCCCACCUACACCCUCAAGGGCGACACCAUCGUUCCCGGCCAUGGCUCCCUUCGCGUCGGCGGCUGCAAGGUCAUUGACGACCAGGCCGAGAUCAAGAAAUCUGUCGCCCUCGCCAAGGAGCACGACCAGGUCAUCAUCUGUGCGGGCCUCAACGCUGACUGGGAGACCGAGGGCGCCGACCGCGCGAGCAUGAAGCUCCCCGGCGUGCUGGACCAGCUCAUCGCCGAGGUGGCGGCCGCGAACCCCCACACCGUCGUCGUCAUGCAGACGGGCACCCCCGAGGAGAUGCCCUGGCUCGACGCCACACCCGCCGUCAUCCAGGCCUGGUAUGGCGGCAACGAGACGGGCAAUUCCAUCGCCGACGUCGUCUUUGGCGACUACAACCCCUCGGGCAAGCUGUCCCUCAGCUUCCCCAAGCGCCUGCAGGACAACCCCGCGUUUCUCAACUUCCGCACCGAGGCCGGCCGCACGCUCUACGGCGAGGAUGUUUACGUCGGGUACAGGUACUACGAGUUUGCCGACAAGGACGUCAACUUCCCCUUCGGCCACGGCCUGUCCUACACCACUUUCGCCUUCUCCAAUCUCUCCGUGUCUCACAAUGAUGGAAAGCUGAGCGUGUCCCUCUCCGUGAAAAAUACCGGCUCCGUCCCUGGCGCACAGGUCACCCAGCUCUACGUCAAGCCCCUCCAAGCGGCCAAGAUCAACCGCCCCGUCAAGGAGCUCAAGGGCUUCGCAAAGGUCGAGCUGCAGCCUGGCGAGACGAAGACCGUGACGAUUCAGGAGCAGGAGAAGUACGUCGCCGCGUAUUUCGACGAGGAGCGGGACCAGUGGUGUGUUGAAAAGGGCGAGUACGAGAUCAUUGUUAGCGAUAGCAGUGUUGCCAAGGAGGGCGCGGCGCUAAAGGGGAAGUUUACGGUGGAGGAGACGUAUUGGUGGUCUGGGUUGUAA
Trichoderma citrinoviride is the source of this 2508-nucleotide messenger RNA. Its product is annotated as glycoside hydrolase family 3 protein. Lineage: Eukaryota; Fungi; Ascomycota; Sordariomycetes; Hypocreales; Hypocreaceae. Gene Ontology annotation, biological process: glucan catabolic process. Gene Ontology annotation, molecular function: beta-glucosidase activity. The transcript has 2 exons. Bases 1 to 2508 code for a protein of 835 amino acids. The record is from RefSeq and is a predicted model, not a curated record.